This is a messenger RNA of Colletotrichum orchidophilum, 423 nucleotides long. RefSeq lists its product as uncharacterized. The record is from RefSeq and is a predicted model, not a curated record. Bases 1 to 423 code for a protein of 140 amino acids. The transcript has 2 exons. NCBI's taxonomy places the organism in Eukaryota, Fungi, Ascomycota, Sordariomycetes, Glomerellales, Glomerellaceae.
AUGCGUGCUCAGUAUCUCGUCCUUGUCGCCAUUGGCCUCGUGGCUGCUGCCCCCCUCGAUAUCAGAGGAGCUGAUGCCGAAGCUGAAGCUAUCCCGUUCUACCCGAAAAGGGGCGCUGAUGCAGAGGCGGAGGCGAUUCCUUUCUAUCCUAAGCGCGGGGCCGACGCCGAACCUGAGGCCAUCCCCUUCUACCCCAAGCGAGGAGUCGACGCGGAGGCCGAAGCCAUCCCUUUCUAUCCCAAGAGAGGCAUCGAUGCUGAAGCUGAAGCAAUUCCCUUCUACCCCAAACGUGGCGCUGAUGCUGAGGCGGAGGCUAUUCCAUUCUAUCCAAAGAGAGGCGCUGAUGCGGAAGCCGAAGCGAUCCCCUUCUAUCCUAAGAGGGGUGCCGAUGCUGAGGCUGAGGCUAUCCCCUUCUACCCUUAA